Wyeomyia smithii (pitcher-plant mosquito) is the source of this 1371-nucleotide messenger RNA. RefSeq lists its product as uncharacterized. The record is from RefSeq and is a predicted model, not a curated record. The transcript has a single exon. The coding region runs from base 1 to 1371 and encodes 456 amino acids. Lineage: Eukaryota; Metazoa; Arthropoda; Insecta; Diptera; Culicidae.
AUGUCUGAAUGCAGCUAUGAUAUUAUUAUCCUGACAGAAACCGGACUUGACGACCGCAUCAAUUCACUGCAACUGUUUGGAUCUUCAUUUAAUGUUUUCCGUUGUAAUCGCAAUCUUGCUAAUAGUAAUGAAAAAAGCUUCGGUGGAGUGUUGAAUGCUGUUGCGGAAGAACAUAGCAGCUCAAUUGCUGAAACAAUGAAUGGUCGUUACUUGGAGCAAGUGUGCGUGCGUGCUUUAAUUCGUGGCGCAAAGCUGCUAAUUUGUGGAGUGUAUAUUCCACCCGAUGAAAGCCAGCUGGUUAGUGUGAUCGAUUCGCAUAUUGCCUCGAUUGUGAAGCUUUGUAGCAAUAGCCCAGUGAACGAUGUAGUAGUUCUGAUUUGCGGUGAUUAUAAUCAGCCACGCAUAGUUUGGGACAACAGUGAAGACGGUAUUCAGUUCACCAGUUCAUCUCAACUUUCUGCAGCUGCUUCGGCGCUAGUCGAUGGCAUGAACUUUUUAAAUCUCCGCCAAGAAAAUAAUCAGCGCAACCAUCUGGGCCGUAUACUGGACUUGGCCUUUUGUUCUCCCGAUCGAAUCGCUGCUGAUGUUUGCGUCGCUCCUCUUGUUUUGCCGCUAGAUCCCCAUCACCCAGCAUUAACUAUUUCGUUGCCCGCUGAAUGCAAUAUUCCCCCUCGUCCUGCUUCACGCCGCACAUAUCGCGAAUCUAGUGUUUUGAAUUACCGCAAACUUGACUUUACUGCUUUAACUGACUACUUGACGAACCUAAACUGGACCAUUCUAGACGAGCAAGACAACGUUGAUGAUAUGGCUACGAUAUUUUGCGAUACUUUGUACCAGUGGUUGAAUUCGAAUUUGCCAUCUGUGAAGGCACCCGCUUCCCCUCCCUGGUCUAACCCGCAUUUGCGUGCGCUCAAACGGGAACGUAAUAGUUGGCGGCGUAAAUAUCGCCGUUGGAAAACCUGCGAAACGAAACGCAACUUUAAGCUUUCGAGGGAUGAAUACCGUCGAAUGAAUGCCACUCUGUACAAGCGCUAUAUUAUGCGGGUUCAAACUGAUCUUCGCCUGAAACCUCACAACUUUUGGAAUUUCGUCAAUUCGAAGAGGAAAUGUACUUCAAUCCCCAAAAACGUUUACUACGAUGGGACUGAGUCAAAAUCAAACUCAGAGUGUUGUGAAAUGUUUGCGAGUUUUUUUGCUUCAGUUUUUGCUAGUAAUACUGCAUCUGCACUUGAAGCCGUUGAAGCUGCAGUUUCUGUUCCGGCUAACUUAGUGGAUUUGAGUACGUUCGAUAUCACUACCGAUAUGAUUUUGGCUACUGCAAAAAAAUUAAACGUUCGUUCUCUGCUGGACCUGACGGUAUCCCGGCAGUGA